Nicrophorus vespilloides is the source of this 1007-nucleotide messenger RNA. Its product is annotated as UPF0669 protein v1g209471-like. The record is from RefSeq and is a predicted model, not a curated record. Bases 196 to 801 code for a protein of 201 amino acids. The transcript is spliced from 2 exons. NCBI's taxonomy places the organism in Eukaryota, Metazoa, Arthropoda, Insecta, Coleoptera, Silphidae.
AAAAUUAGUUUCAAGGUGUGUUCACAUAAUCUGUGCGCAAUCGAUGCGGGAUGCGAAAUAGUUCAAAUGAUUAAGUAGUUCGUCCGGUUGCGGCGGCGAGGGGUUGUUUUUCCGUGCGCUUCGAGCAAAAGUUCGUUUUCUAGUUUACCGAAGAUCUAAAACUCCCCGGCGAAAUCCAAUUUAAAAAAAAAACAAAUGGAGCGAGUCGGGGAGCAGCGGAUGAGAAGGAGCCGCAGGAGGAGAUCUCGGCAGCAGGGUUUUCGCGUCCUAGUGAAAUCGCUGACCAUAGUCCUGGUGGUGACUGGAAUCAUGAGGAAUCUGCUGAACAGAUUCGAGCAGAUAAUGAACGCGGCCGAGGUGAAGGAGAUCGAUCUGCUCAUCCAUCAGACUGAAGGAACAGUCGACCACGACAACUACACCUACUACAGUCUACACGAGGAGGGUGCACUUAAGAUCAUCCUCGAAACGAAGAACGGCGACGCCGAUCUGUACAUCUCGUCCAGCAGGAGGCCGCAGUACUAUCCGGAAUCGUACGAUUUCGCGUCCACCACGUGCGGCAUGGACUUGGUGGAGGUGCCCGAAGAUCUGCGAAGGCCGAUUCUGGUGGGAGUGUACGGACAUCCGGCGCACCGCAGGAGCGCCUUCACCUUAUCCAUGUACGUCAACUUCCGGCCGAACGAGACGUACCGGAAGUACAAGGCCAGUCGCAUCGGAUUUAAGGAGAAAUUGAAUUUCAUCAUACGAAACACGGCGAUGUGGCGCGUCUUCGAACUGAUCGAAGGGGUUUUCUUCAUUAUAUAGGUGUACGUCGCCGCCUUUCGUUUAAUGACCUCCAUCAUCCUGCAACUCACCUUCAUACUCUCCUCUACCGGUUGCAUAAUGAGAAUCUUCUAAACUACGAAUCAAGUUAUUAAACGAAAGGUGCGACGGCUCGGAUCUAAACAAACACCAACCAUGUACAUAUUAUACAUAUAUCUAUAUUAUAUAAAAACAAAUUCGAAACGAGA